Molecule: messenger RNA, 576 nt
Organism: Telopea speciosissima
Lineage: Eukaryota; Viridiplantae; Streptophyta; Magnoliopsida; Proteales; Proteaceae
Product: probable leucine-rich repeat receptor-like protein kinase At1g35710
Exons: 2
Coding region: 15-542 (175 amino acids)
Biological process (GO): protein phosphorylation
Molecular function (GO): protein kinase activity; ATP binding
Source: RefSeq, a predicted model, not a curated record
GCUUUGGGAAUGAGAUGUGUGUAUUAACAGAUAUCAGGCAUCGGAACAUUGUCAAACUUUAUGGGUUCUGCUCCCAUCCACGAUGCAUGUUUCUUGUUUAUGAGUACAUGGAAAAACAAAGCUUAGCAAAUUUCUUGGGCAAUGAAGCAGAGGUUGUGGAGUUGGAUUGGAUGAAAAGAGUAAAUGUCAUCAAAAGUGUGGCCAAUGCUCUGUCUUACUUGCAUGAUGAUUGUAUUCCACCAAUAAUUCAUCGGGAUAUUUCCAGCAAAAAUAUAUUGCUAGACUUGGAACUUGAGGCUCAUGAAUCUGAUUUUGGUAUUGCAAGACUAUUAAAGCCAAACUCAUCUAAUUGGACAUCAGUCAAAGGAACUCAUGGAUAUAUUGCUCCAGAGCUUGCCUACACCAUGGCUUUAACUAAUGAGUGUGAUGUAUUUAGUUUCGGAGAAGUGGCAUUGGAAAUAAUUAUGGGAAGGCAUCCAGGGGAGCUCAUCUCAUUUUUAACAUCACUAGUUGGCCAAAAGAUGCUAUUAAGGGACAUGUAGACCCACGUCUCACAUUUCCAUCAAAUCAAAAGAU